Molecule: messenger RNA, 1842 nt
Organism: Hibiscus syriacus
Lineage: Eukaryota; Viridiplantae; Streptophyta; Magnoliopsida; Malvales; Malvaceae
Product: glycosyltransferase-like KOBITO 1
Exons: 11
Coding region: 67-1734 (555 amino acids)
Biological process (GO): response to abscisic acid; cellulose biosynthetic process
Source: RefSeq, a predicted model, not a curated record
AUUUAACAAUUGAGAAGUGCAUUGGUUUGAAUUUCCUUUUCGUUUGUUAUUGCUCCAACCAUCACAAUGCCCAGCCACCACCAUCGCUCAACUCCGCUGCUAUCCUCCGCCACGUCAGCCGCCUCCUCUUCCUCUCAGUCAUUCCUCUCUAAACUUCUGCUUCUCCUAACACUCAUCUCUCUGUCUUUAGCUGCGUUUGCCUUCGUUCUACAGUGGCGCGGAGGGGGUGAAUCCGAUCCCACCAUCGCCACAUCUGGCGCCUAUUCCCGAUGGGCACCACGGGGAUCCCACCACGAGGUCUUCCCUGGCAUGGAGACUUUCUCAUCGCUCUCCACCAAAUCGCAUUCUUCUUCUGAUUGCAUCAAUCUUGGUCGUGGCUCUUCUCCUUCUCUCCCUUACUACGGAGACUGGAAAUUUGGUUUUGAAGCUAAUUUAAGGCCCAAGAGGUUGUUUAUAACACUCAGCUGGGUUACAACAAGUACAUCAGCUGGGUUGGAACAGAUUUUACCAUGGAUGUUUUAUCAUAAGGUUAUUGGAGUCGCUACCUUUUUCCUCUUUGUGGAAGGGCACGCGGCAUCUCCAAACGUUUCUAAAGUUUUGGAAUCUAUUUCGGGAGUGAAAGUUAUAUACAGAACAAGAGAGCUUGAAGAGCGGCAGGCUAAAAGCCGGAUCUGGAAUGAAACAUGGUUGUCAAGUUUCUUUUACAAACCUUGCAAUUAUGAGCUAUUUGUAAAGCAAUCUCUUAAUAUGGAAAUGGCCAUUGUCAUGGCAAGGGAUGCUGGAAUGGACUGGAUACUUCAUCUUGAUACUGAUGAGCUAAUACACCCAGCUGGUGCACGUGAAUAUUCUUUGAGGCAGUUGCUACUUGAUGUACCUAACAACGUCGAUAUGGUCAUAUUUCCCAACUAUGAGAGCAGUGUUGAACGGGAUGAUAUCAAGGAUCCUUUUACCGAGGUGUCAAUGUUCAAGAAGAACUAUGAUCAUUUACCAAAGGAGACCUACUUUGGAAUGUAUAAAGAAUCAACUCGUGGUAAUCCAAAUUAUUUCUUGACUUAUGGGAAUGGAAAAGCAGCUGCCCGUAUUCAGGAUCAUCUUCGUCCUAAUGGUGCUCACAGAUGGCACAAUUAUAUGAAAACACCAAAUGAAAUCAAAUUGGAGGAGGCUGCUGUUCUACACUACACUUAUGCCAAAUUAUCAGAUCUAACAUCUAGACGUGACCGGUGUGGCUGCAAGCCUACCAAGGAAGAUGUCAAAAGAUGCUUCAUGUUGGAAUUUGAUAGAGCUGCAUUUAUAAUUGCUUCAACUGCAAAAGAUGAAGAGAUGCUUAACUGGUAUCGUGAACAUGUUGUGUGGGGUGACAAAGACCUAAGGCUUAAACUCCUGAGAAAGGGUAUUUUAACUCGCAUAUACACUCCAACGGCUAUAAUACAAGGUUUAAGAGAGUCCGGCAUAUUCAGCUCCGUUAUUGCAAAUGCCCCCGGCAUAUUCAGCUCCGUUAUUGCAAAUGCCCCUAGUACUAUUUCAAAGGACAAGUUUUUAGCGUCCAUUGAGAGUAGUAACACAUCUAGAGUCAUUUCCCCGACCUCUCACACUUCAAGAAAGAUUGGGAGAAACAGACAGCAUCAACCAUCUGUUAGGAAGAUGCUGGGAAUUGAAGCUAGUGCAGCUCAUGAGGAAGCAGCUGUUCCGCCAUUGUCGCCCCCUGCAUGGACAAUGAUGACAUUGAAGCAAUGAUGGCAUGGCUGAUCUGUGUGCUUCUUAAUGAUCUCCUAUUCGGACUGUUUUUCAUUUCUUUUGCUUCGAACACAUGGAGUCACAAAACAAGUGAAAGAGCCGGUAUGC